Molecule: messenger RNA, 2125 nt
Organism: Cannabis sativa
Lineage: Eukaryota; Viridiplantae; Streptophyta; Magnoliopsida; Rosales; Cannabaceae
Product: labd-13Z-ene-9,15,16-triol synthase, chloroplastic
Exons: 2
Coding region: 359-1993 (544 amino acids)
Molecular function (GO): heme binding; iron ion binding; oxidoreductase activity, acting on paired donors, with incorporation or reduction of molecular oxygen
Source: RefSeq, a predicted model, not a curated record
AAGAUAUAAAAAAGAGUGUUAUAUGGAUCAUGUCGGACUAAUUUCAUAAUAAAAAAAAGAUUUUGUACUUACAUGUCAAGCUAACAUGUUUGUACACUUAAUUUUUCAUAUUAUUCAAAUAAAAAUUAUAUAAAAAUUAGUAUUGCGAAUUGCGUUAACUAGUUUAUAUAUAUUUGAAAGAAAUGAAUAAUUCAAACGAGGUGAUGCCAUUCACUAGUUAGUUUCGUUACUCCAGAAGAAAAGUCCCAUAAUUCACUCUAUAAAAAGUGCUUCCAACACAACCAGUUCUUUUCACCAAACACAAGCACAAGCAGUACUCUGCACACAUAUAACUAUCUAGCUAGCUUGCUGUAAAACUAUGUUCACCAACGUAGUAAACUAUUUUGGGCUUCACCUCUUUGACAUCUUCAUUCUUCUCUUUGUAGCAGCUUUCACCUUGAUAUGGUUCCAAUGGAUAACCAAGAAGUUAUCAUCAGUACCAUUGGCACCCCUACCACCAGGCCCUCGAGGCUUGCCCAUAGUUGGAUACUUUCCUUAUCUGAGCCAAAACCUUCACAUAGACCUAACAGCUUUGGGUGAGGUUUAUGGUCCAAUUUACAAGUUUUGGAUGGGAACCAAACUAUGUGUAGUCAUCAAUUCGCCACAGCUAGUCGCCCAAGUGGGUCGUGAACAAGACAUAAUAUUUUCCAACCGUGAUGUUGGUGUCUCUGCCUCAAUCAUCAGUCAAGGGGGCCUUAACAUUUCUUUCCAACCGUAUGGUACAGAUUGGAAGAAGCUGCGAAAGAUCUUAGUUCGCGAAAUGUUAAAUAAUUCUGUGCUUGAUAAUCUAACAGAGCUGAGGAGACAAGAGGUGAGAAAAUCAGUGAAGUGUAUCUAUGAAAAGAGGGAAAGCCCUGUUAAUAUAGCACUCUUUACGUACCAAACGACCAUUAAUUGUGUUAUAGGCAUGACGAUUGGUACUUCAUUAGAAGAAAAUGAGUCGGUCAGCCAUGUUGAUGGUUCUAAGUUUAAGAAGGCAGUAGAGGAACUCUUUGAGUUGCUAGCGAAACCUAAUAUCUCUGAUAUUUUUCCGAUGCUUAAGUGGUUUGAUAUACAGAAAAUUGGAAGAGAUACAGAGAGGAUUAAUCAAGUGUUCGAAAUGGUAUUUGAUGAUGCUAUUGCUAAGAAGAAGAAGAAGGCCAUGAAAACUAAUGGUAAUUAUAGUCCCAUCCUCAAGGAAUCCACCACCAAGGACAUUCUACAAUCCCUUGUCGAGCUUCAUCUUCAACCUCAAGAUAAGGAUACUUAUAUUACCAUACCCGAAAUCAAAGCAAUACUUAUGGAUAUCUUCGUGGCAGCUACAGAUACUAUCACAACAUCCGUAGAAUGGGCAAUGACAGAAAUUAUGAGGAAUCCAAACGUUUUGAAUAAAGUAAAUGAAGAACUAAAGCAAGUUGUGGGAUUGAACAACACCCUAGAAGAGUCUCAUUUGUCCAAACUAACAUACUUGAAUGCAGUUUAUAAGGAGACAUUACGAAUACAUCCACCUGGGCCUUUUUUAAUACCUCGUUCUUCAAGCCAAUCUACUAUUGUUGGUGGUUAUACUAUACCCAAAGGGACUGCAAUUUUUCUCAAUGUAUGGUCUAUACAAAGAGAUCCUAGUGUAUGGGAAAAUCCUUUGGAAUUUCUCCCUGAAAGGUUCUUGAUGAGUGGUAUUAAUGGAUCAAGCAAUAAUGGGGGUAAUAAUAAUGAAUAUAACUUUUCAGGUAACACUUUUGAUUAUAUUCCAUUUGGAACAGGAAGAAGAAUAUGUCCGGGAGCUUCUUUAGGGGAGAGGAUGUCGCUCAUUAUAUUGGCUUCUUUCUUGCACUACUUUCAUUGGAAAUUACCUAAUGAUACUGAGCUUGAACUAUCUGACAAGUUUGGGCUUGCUCUUAAGAAAAGAGUCCCUUUAAUAGCUAUUCCUACACCCAAAUAUUCUGAUUUAGAGCUAUACACUACUAUUUCUAAUUAAAUCUUAUGUAUUAUAUAUAUAAAGAGAUGCAAAAUAUUAGUAAGCAUAUGGGUCCGUACGGAGCAUGAGUAUGUCGACCACAAUAAAAUGUAUCGUACUUAAUAAAUAAAAAAUGACGAGAGAUUCAAUAAA